CCGUCCCGGAAAUAUCCCCAAACCCUCGCCCCCCUCCCCCUCCUCCUCCCCCCGCCGCCGCCGCCGCCGGCGAGGGGAGCCAGAUCUGCGGCCAUGGACGACGACGGCGCCGCAUCCCCGUCGUCCUCGCUCUCCCCGUCGCGCUCCCCGUCCCCGCUGCCGGUCGCCGACCCAGUCACCGUCGCCGCGGCUCCCCCCGGCCACCUCGCCCUCGCCAUCCCCAUCCCGAAGCCUGGCUCCUCCUCCGGCGGGGGAGGAGGGGGAGGAGGGAGGGAGGACGCCUGGAGCGACGGCGCCACCUCCACGCUGAUCGACGCCUGGGGGGAGCGGUUCGUCGCGCUCGGCCGGGGGAGCCUCCGCCACCCGCAGUGGCAGGAGGUCGCCGAGGUGGUGUCCUCCCGCGACGGCUACUCCAAGCAGCCCAAGUCCGACGUCCAGUGCAAGAACCGCAUCGACACGCUCAAGAAGAAGUACAAGGUCGAGAAGGCCAAGCCGGACUCCUCCUGGCCGUACUUCCACCGCCUCGACACCCUCCUCGCCCCGACGCACAAGCCCGGGGGAGGCGCCUCCGGCGGCGGCGGAGGCAAUUCCGGCUCCAACUCCGCCGCCCGGAGCACCGCCCCCAUGGCGCCGCGCGUCAACUUCCCGCAGCGCACCCGCACGCAGUUCCUGCCCUCCUCGGGGGUGAAGCGGAGGUUGCCGUCGCCGCCCCAGGUAUCCGCGUCGUCGGAGUCAUCCGACGGGUUCCCGCCAGAGCCGCCUUUGGCCGCCGCGAACGGCAAGAGGCGGCGCGUGGAGGAGGAGGUGAACGGCGCGGACGGCAGCAACCGCACGCAGGGCCUGCGCGAGCUGGCGGAGGCGAUCCGCCGGUUCGGCGAGGUGUACGAGCGCGUGGAGUCGGCGAAGCGGGAGCAGGAGCUCCGGAUGGAGCGAGACCGCCUUGAGGCUGCCCGCGAGCUGGAAGACCAGCGUGUCCAGUUCUUUCUCAAGAUGCAGAUGGAGCUCUCCAAGGCCAACACCGCUAGCUCCUCUGCCACCGCCGCCGCCGUUGCUGCCGCAGCCACAGCUGUUGCUGCUGAUGUCAAUGGCACCAGGAGAACUCCAGUGGCCACUGACGUCGGUGCUAGCAGCAAUCACCAUGUUCGGUACCGCUUCAAGGACAGCGGCAGGCACCGCCAACCCGCACAGCAGCCACAAUAUAGCGAGAACAAUGUCGCCGGAGCUGCCAGAGGCACCGGGAACGGUAGCGACACCGACAACAAAGAUGAUGAGGACGAGGCCGAAGACGAAGAGGAUGAGAGCCAGUAAUGGCACCCGGUUUACAUCAACUCAAGAAUUCGAUUUGUAUGAUUGUAUCAGUUAAUUGGCAUUGUCCUGGUUAGAAUUACUCCCAGUUAGGCUGUCCUGGGAGCAACGAAUGACAUCUGAGUACUAGUUAGCAUCGUAUUAGCAACAAGGAAUAGCAUAGUUAUGUUAAGUGCCCCUCCUGUGGGUGUUGUGUAACUUGUAGCUGCUUGUUUUAUGCUUGUGAUGUGGUCCUGUGUUCUGAGCUUCUGAUGCAACCACCAUGGAGAAUACAGCAUCGGUUGUAACCUGGUUAUGUGACAAAUGUUAGCAUUAUCUGUGUUUGUUAUUGGAAGUCAGGAUCAUUGUCCUGAACCCUGUAACUGCUGAGACAUGCUCCAUCAGUGCUUGAAUUUUCGCUUGCUGGGUGAUUGAGUAGCUUCUGCUAUGACUCAUGAA
This is a messenger RNA of Oryza brachyantha (malo sina), 1743 nucleotides long. RefSeq names its product trihelix transcription factor ASIL1-like. The record is from RefSeq and is a predicted model, not a curated record. The transcript has a single exon. Gene Ontology annotation, molecular function: transcription cis-regulatory region binding. Gene Ontology annotation, cellular component: nucleus. NCBI's taxonomy places the organism in Eukaryota, Viridiplantae, Streptophyta, Magnoliopsida, Poales, Poaceae. The coding region runs from base 94 to 1308 and encodes 404 amino acids.